Molecule: messenger RNA, 585 nt
Organism: Triticum turgidum subsp. durum (durum wheat)
Lineage: Eukaryota; Viridiplantae; Streptophyta; Magnoliopsida; Poales; Poaceae
Source: the annotation of a GenBank genome assembly
AUGAAAAGACAAGCUGACAAGCAUCGCACGGAUCAUGAAUUUGCAGUCGGAGAUCAUGUGUUUCUGAAGCUUCAACCAUAUCUUAAAGCUUCAGUAGCACCGCGUGCAAACCAUAAACUUGCAUUCAAGUUCUAUGGCCCUUUCCAUAUCCUGGAGCGUGUGGGAGCUGUGGCAUACAAGCUCGAGCUGCCAGCAAGUAGUAAAGUCCAUCCUGUGUUCCACGUGUCCCUACUCAAGAAAGUGCUGACACCGGACUGUGAAGUAUUGCCACAACUACCUACUCCUGAAAAUCAGUUUCAGUGUCCUGAGCAGAUCAUGCAGCAGCGAGUUGUCCGUCGUGGCUCUGACUCGGUCAUCCAAGUGUUGGUCAAGUGGAGUGGAUUGCCGGAGGACAUGGCUACUUGGGAAGAUAAAGUGACGUUGCAGCAAAACUUUCCGAGAGCACCGGCUUGGGGGCAAGCUGCUUCUAAGGGAGGAGGGAUUGUCAGUGACCAAGGCGUGCGCCAAGUCGAAGUUCAAAGCAAUGCUCGGCCCAAGAGGCAGCCUCGCGUACCCGCUCGGCUAGCUAGGCCGGAAUGGGCCUAG